AGAUUUGUGUGCCUUAGUAAUCAGUCAGAAUGUUAUCAUGUAUUCAGUAAUGUUAAACUUUCUCAAUGUUCAGAUGCCGCCACGUAGGGAACCCGAUCACCAGGCUCCUACUCAGGCUAUGGUAGUCGCUCAGUUCCGCGACUAUCAUGCUAAAAAGUUCUCAGGGCAGGGAGAUCCCCGCAUCGUUGAUGAAUGGAUUCAGGGGUUGGAAUUUAUCUUUGAGGUCAUGGACUGCCCCGAUAGAUAUCGUGUAAUCUGCGCUCAGCUUCAGCUCACUAGGCUCUGGUGGAACGCCUACUGGAGCAUGCGUCCCGGUGAAAAAGCGGGUUGUACAUGGGACAUGUUCAAGGAUCUAGUCCGCAAAAAGUACUACCCAUCCUACUAUCAGGCAGAGAUGGAGCGUCAGUUCUUAGCGCUCCAGCAAGGCACUCGUAUGGUUGAUGAGUACGAGCGAGAGUUCACUAGACUUGCAGUUUUCGUACCGGACCUGGUUCGCACGGAGGCUCAGAGAGCGCAGCGGUUCAUCGACGGGCUUUUCCCAGCAGUCCGUCACAACAUCGUGGGACACGGGACUCAGACCUACGCUCGUGCAGUCUCUAUCGCCCAGGAGGUGGACGCUAGCAUCAGGAGGAAGGCAGUUCGUGAUCGUGCCCAGCCAUCCGCCCCAGUUCAGCCAUUCACAGCUCCACCAGCUCUACCAGCGGCUCAGUCAGCAAAGGAAAAGAAGAGGAAGGGGAAGG
This is a messenger RNA of Striga hermonthica, 740 nucleotides long. The record is from the annotation of a GenBank genome assembly. NCBI's taxonomy places the organism in Eukaryota, Viridiplantae, Streptophyta, Magnoliopsida, Lamiales, Orobanchaceae.